Cylindrotheca closterium is the source of this 1689-nucleotide messenger RNA. The record is from the annotation of a GenBank genome assembly. NCBI's taxonomy places the organism in Eukaryota, Bacillariophyta, Bacillariophyceae, Bacillariales, Bacillariaceae.
AUGGCAUCGUCUUCUCUUUCUUCUCAAUCAGCAGCCCAUGAAACAGAUUCCUUGCUUGAAACUCCACAGACGGAUAAUCUCCUACGGAACUCGAGUAACCAGCGACGAAAUCCCUAUGGAAUCAUUCUCAGUGCCUUCUUGUUGGCAAUGAUGGCUUUGGUGGCUCUCUUCUUUUUUAACAUUCUUCCGUAUAAACCACCCAAUACCGAUAUUGUAGGAUCACAACUAUUGCAACUAUCACUGCAUAUGCAAGGGAGAGUUGUAUUUCCAGAAGAUGCGGAUUUUGGGGAUGCCUCCAAGGUGUGGCGAGAAGAUGUCGUCGCCAACAAUCCUCCCUUGGCCAUCAUUGAAGCAUUCUCGGAAAGCGACGUCCAACUUGCAAUGCCAGUGCUUGCCAGGUUAUUUCGGUUGCACGAUAUUCCUUUUCGAAUUCGUUCAGGAGGGCACAACAAGGCUGGUUUCAGUACUACAGGAGGAGGGAUCAUUUUGUCAUUGAAGCAAAUGCGAAACGUUGAAUUGCUCAAAAACAAUGACUACGAUUCGAACGAAUUGCAAGGGGACAUAUUGACGCCCCAUCCUACAACCAAAACAGUGGUUGCUUCCGUUCAGCCAGGUGCCACUGUGGAAGUCGUCUUGGACAAUCUACUAGAACAGGAAGGAGCAGGUGGGACGGUUGGAAUCUGUGGCAAUGUGGCCGAAGGUGGCUUUGUUCUUGGAGGAGGGAUUGGAUUCAUGUCACGAAGUUUGGGACUUGGCAUUGACAACGUACUUAGUUUUCGUAUCGUCUUGUAUGAUGGAACUAUUGUUACGGCCAAUGCGGAGAGCCACCCAGAUUUGUUCUUUGCACUACGAGGAGCUGGAUCUGGGAACUAUGGGGUCGUGACAGAAAUGGAAUACAAGUACUUUCACCCCAUGCCUAGAGAACAGCGGUCUCGGAUGGUUAUCAUACCAAUCGAAGAUUUUGCGUCUUUUCUCUAUAAUCUUGGCAAGAGCCCACCAAGUCGAGAGUUCAUGAGCAUAUUUGGAGUUUCUCCAGACAGUGCUACUGCCUUGAUGUCUUGGUUCAGCGCGGACCCGGAACGUAUCGACGAAUCCGAAGACCGGUUUCAAGAAGAAAUCGCCCCAUUGCUCCCGGCUUCCUCCUACGAACAAGUUCCCUACGCAUAUUUCGACUGGGCUGAUGGAACUCACGACUUUUCCGACAAGCCAGGCUACACCGAUCAUUUGUAUGCCGUGCAAGUCUGGCAAGGCUUUUUGAUGCCAGCCAACAAUACCCGCGCUGUAUGGGAUGAGAUUGUAUCACUGAUCCAACAUAUUGUAGAAGAAUGCCCGGAUGUCCACCCAGAUAUUGAACUCUGGGGUGGAGCAAUUUCUGAUACUCCGCACAACGAGACGGCCUUUGCCUAUCGAGAUGCUCUUUUCAAUGUAGGUGUACAACUGUAUGUUACCAAGGAGGCGUACAAGGAACAGUUUGAAUACGAAUUGAACAAAGUGAAUCAAUGGUGGCCGUCUGUAGCUCAGUACCUGGAGGGAGCUUACGUCAACUAUCCAAUGAAUUCAUUAGGAGACGACGAGUAUCCAAGGCUUUAUUGGGGAAAUCAUUUGGAGCGGUUAGUGCAUGUGAAGCGUCAAUAUGAUCCACUGAAUAUCUUCCGUUACGAACAGAGCAUGCCAGUGGCGGUGACAUAG